Bufo gargarizans (Asiatic toad) is the source of this 2085-nucleotide messenger RNA. RefSeq names its product DEAD-box helicase 47 (gene DDX47). The transcript has 12 exons. NCBI's taxonomy places the organism in Eukaryota, Metazoa, Chordata, Amphibia, Anura, Bufonidae. Bases 30 to 1424 code for a protein of 464 amino acids. The record is from RefSeq and is a predicted model, not a curated record. Gene Ontology annotation, molecular function: ATP binding; nucleic acid binding; RNA helicase activity.
CCUCAAGGAUCCUAACGCGUGACCUGGGAAUGUCACGUGACGUCGCGACGUCGCGACGUCGCAUCUCCCAUAGAACACCGGGCCCGGAUAACAUGGCGGCUCACGUGGAGGUCCCUGCACUAGAGGAAGAAGAGAAAAGUUUUCGAGAUUUGGGCGUAACCGACGUUUUAUGUGAAACAUGUGAACAGCUAGGAUGGAAGCAACCAACGAAAAUUCAAAUAGAGGCUAUUCCUGUGGCCCUUCAGGGUCGUGACAUCAUUGGUCUGGCUGAGACUGGUUCAGGAAAGACCGGAGCCUUUGCAUUACCUAUUCUUCAGACAUUGCUGGAAAACCCCCAGAGGCUUUAUGCCUUGGUUCUCACACCAACAAGAGAAUUGGCAUUUCAGAUUUCGGAACAGUUUGAGGCGCUGGGUUCCUCCAUUGGCGUCAAGAGUGCUGUUAUCGUUGGUGGAAUUGAUAUGAUGUCCCAAGCCCUGGCACUAGCAAAGAAGCCUCAUGUCGUAAUUGCCACACCAGGGCGCCUGAUUGACCAUCUUGAAAACACAAAAGGAUUUAAUCUUCGAGCCGUUAAGUACUUGGUGAUGGAUGAAGCUGAUCGUAUACUGAACAUGGAUUUUGAAACAGAGGUUGACAAAAUCCUCAAAGUUAUUCCUCGUGAUCGCAAGACCUUUCUUUUCUCUGCCACAAUGACAAAAAAGGUGCAAAAACUUCAACGUGCUGCUUUAAGAGACCCGGUGAAAUGUGCAGUGUCCUCAAAGUAUCAAACAGUAGAAAAGCUGCAGCAGUAUUAUAUUUUCAUCCCUUCAAAGUUCAAGGACAGCUAUCUUGUGUACAUCUUGAAUGAACUAGCAGGGAAUUCUUUCAUGAUCUUCUGCAGCACAUGUAACAAUACGCAGCGUGUUGCUCUCUUGCUGCGUAAUCUUGGAUUCACUGCCAUUCCCCUGCAUGGCCAAAUGAGUCAGAAUAAAAGGCUUGGUUCUCUGAACAAGUUUAAGGCAAAAUCCCGUUCAAUUCUCCUGGCCACUGAUGUUGCAAGUCGAGGGCUUGAUAUUCCACAUGUGGAUGUUGUUAUGAAUUUUGACAUUCCUACACAUUCUAAGGAUUACAUACACCGAGUAGGCAGAACAGCUCGUGCUGGAAGAUCUGGAAAAGCUAUUACUUUUGUAACACAGUAUGAUGUGGAGCUGUUUCAAAGAAUAGAACAUCUGAUUGGUAAAAAGCUUCCAGCCUUUUCUACCCAAGAAGAGGAAGUAAUGAUGUUAAAUGAAAGAGUAUCCGAGGCUCAGAGAUUCGCUCGCAUAGAACUAAGAGAACAAGGAGAAAAGAAAAAACGACCUCGGGAUGAGGAAACAGAUGAUGCUGAAGGUUCUUUGGGAGUGAGAAAAAAAGUUGCAGGAGGAAAGUUCAAAAAGAAGAUCCACUGAAAAGGGAAAAAAAAGGCUAAAACUUGUAAAUAAACAUAAUUGUUCUUCAAGAAUGAAAUCUGUCCAAUUCCAAUAUUGGGCACCUACUUAUUAUAAAAAAAAAAAAAACUUGUCUACUCUUUUGUAUUCCCUAGACCAAACUCUAGUAAAAAUGAUUUCCUGCGUUUCCUCACGAAAUAUUCAGGUCUAGAUGUUCCCUAUUAAAAUAUUGAACCAGAACAUGGUAUCUCCCAACACUCACUUUAAGCUGCAUUUUAAUGAAAGUUUAAAGAGUAUCUGUCUGUGUGAUCAAUCCUGGUAGGGUUUUUUUGCCUGGUAGGGUUGAUCAUGCUGAGUAAAACAAUAACCCUGGUAGGGUUAAUAAGUGCUGAGAUUAAUUUGAAUAUGUAUGUAAAUUACCUUUUUUGGAGCAUCAAUGGGCUGGCCAUAGCAUUUGAAGCACCGCUCACAUAGUCCCACUGCGCUCUCUAUACUUUGAUGGGUCUAGACAUCUUGUCUAGCCCUGUGUUCUCACACCACUGCAGUACAGUGGAUCUGAUGAGUUCGGAUAGGAGCUCUCAUAAGAUCCACUGUGCAGUCACGAUCCGCCUGAGAGCUUGGGCAAUGGAACUUCUGCUGCUUCCUAAUAUACCCAUUUAGAAAUAAAAAAACAUGAAAAAGA